This is a messenger RNA of Ochotona curzoniae (black-lipped pika), 3383 nucleotides long. RefSeq names its product AP-3 complex subunit mu-1. NCBI's taxonomy places the organism in Eukaryota, Metazoa, Chordata, Mammalia, Lagomorpha, Ochotonidae. The transcript is spliced from 9 exons. Gene Ontology annotation, cellular component: cytoplasmic vesicle; clathrin adaptor complex. Gene Ontology annotation, biological process: endocytosis; intracellular protein transport. The coding region runs from base 300 to 1556 and encodes 418 amino acids. The record is from RefSeq and is a predicted model, not a curated record.
UGAGGGAGGCUGCACGAGGAGCGCCUGCGUCCGAAGGGAACGGAAUCGUGCCCCUUUUCGAGAUCCUAGCUGAACUCGCAGGCUGAGAUGCCAAACUUCAAGAGACCGCCUUGCUCUGCUCUCACAGCUGCUUAUUCUUUCUAAUUCGAGAGACCGAGUUUGAGUCUUUGAAGCUGUUCAUCAGGCAUUGUACUGGGCACUCCAACUGCAGGGUCCUCACAGCCUUCUCUGCUGCCUCAGCUUUGGUCCGGAGAGGACCCGGCGCCGAAUCGCGGGGAUUGUCCCGGGUGUCUGGAAAAAUGAUCCACAGUCUAUUUCUCAUCAACUGUUCUGGUGACAUAUUUCUCGAGAAGCACUGGAAGAGUGUUGUGAGCCAGUCUGUCUGUGAUUAUUUCUUUGAAGCUCAGGAGAAAGCAGCUGAUGUUGAAAAUGUACCACCUGUCAUUUCAACACCUCACCACUACCUCAUAAGUAUCUACCGAGAUAAGCUCUUCUUUGUGUCUGUCAUACAGACUGAAGUGCCACCUCUCUUUGUAAUUGAGUUCCUACAUCGAGUUGCGGACACUUUCCAGGACUAUUUUGGUGAGUGUUCGGAGGCUGCAAUUAAGGAUAAUGUGGUUAUAGUGUAUGAGCUCCUGGAAGAAAUGUUAGACAAUGGAUUUCCACUGGCUACUGAAUCUAACAUUCUGAAAGAACUGAUUAAACCACCAACAAUUCUGCGUUCUGUUGUCAACUCUAUUACAGGCAGCAGCAAUGUGGGGGACACACUUCCCACUGGGCAGCUGUCCAAUAUCCCGUGGCGCCGGGCAGGGGUAAAGUACACAAACAAUGAAGCGUAUUUCGAUGUCGUUGAAGAAAUCGAUGCAAUUAUAGACAAAUCAGGAUCUACAGUCUUUGCGGAAAUUCAGGGGGUCAUUGAUGCUUGCAUUAAGCUAUCAGGAAUGCCUGAUCUCUCCCUGUCUUUCAUGAACCCUAGGCUUCUGGAUGAUGUCAGCUUUCACCCCUGCAUCCGGUUCAAACGCUGGGAAUCUGAAAGAGUUUUGUCAUUUAUUCCUCCAGAUGGAAAUUUCCGACUCAUAUCAUACCGUGUCAGCUCACAAAAUCUAGUGGCAAUACCAGUGUAUGUGAAACACAGUAUCAGCUUUAAGGAGAACAGUUCCUGUGGCAGAUUUGAUAUAACAAUUGGACCAAAGCAGAAUAUGGGCAAAACGAUUGAAGGAAUUACAGUGACAGUUCACAUGCCAAAAGUUGUACUGAAUAUGAACCUGACACCAACACAAGGCAGCUAUACGUUUGAUCCAGUCACCAAGGUACUAACGUGGGAUGUGGGAAAAAUAACUCCACAGAAGCUCCCAAGUCUUAAGGGAUUGAUAAAUUUACAAUCAGGCGCACCAAAGCCGGAAGAAAAUCCAAGCCUCAACAUACAGUUCAAGAUCCAGCAACUUGCAAUUUCAGGCUUAAAAGUAAAUCGCUUGGACAUGUAUGGGGAGAAAUACAAGCCAUUUAAAGGAGUCAAAUAUGUCACGAAAGCUGGAAAGUUCCAAGUGAGGACAUGAGACCAAAAUUAAUCAAGAUCAGUUUCUUUUCCAAGUGUCAUUACAGUUUAUUACCAUUAGGUACCAAGUGGGUGGGAUUAUGUGCUCUAGUUAAAGCAUUUGCGUCAAGCUACACACCUCUAACAAAAUUGCUUAAUAGUCAAUGUAAGGUUCUUAAGGCGCUUUAAGCUAAGGAAACUUUUAUAACGUCUUAGCUUAUUUUGUAUCUUUUCACUUUGGAAGAUUUUGAAGGGGAGGGAAGUAUCAGCAGGAUGGUACACAUUGUGACAGUAAAGGCAGAUUACAAGUGAACUGGUUUCCAGUCAGGGGAACCUGUGUUAGUUUGUGAUGUGGCAUGGUAGGUGUGGCCAAGUAUCAUACCUUCAGAUAUUAGACAUCCAAAUCAGUAUCUGUCCCAACAGAGGAAAUGCUCCCACACCCCUAAAGUUUACAAAAAAAAAAAAAAAAAACUGCCUCUUCAAGUGUUUGCCUUAUUCAGCUUUUCACUUGUGCCAUUAAGCAAGCACUGUAGCAGAAGCCACUUCCACAUGGCCCUGGCAGGGAGCAGUGCUGCUCCUUGCUCCAUCUUCACUGUACUUGGUAUUGUAUUUUUUGUAAGAUUUUUAUGUAAAGCUCAGAUUUUGAUUUACCGGAACCUUGCUGCAGACCCUCUCCGUUUUGUGCCACUGGUUCAGCUAGAUAGCACAGUAAAAAUCAUUUGUGUUACAGGGGCAAAUGCUUUAUGAAGGUAAUAAAAGGGAGCACUGCUCCUGCUAGUUCUUUCAAGCACAGGCAUUUGCGCUUUUAAGCAAAUUAACGUAGCAAAAGAGAAAUUUUAGUGAAACCUUUGCUAUCUUUGUGUUUUAUAAAGUUUAUCUGAUACCCCUUUGGCCAUAGGUAGCCCAACUGCCUCUAAACCCAGUUCAGCAAAAGGAGGAAGUGCACCUGUCUCACUGCUGUCUUGGCUGUUUGUAAGGCACUGUCUGUGCUGGCAUCCCUUGUCCGUAGGGGGAACUCCCUUACCACAGACUUACUUCUUGAGCCUGCACUCUUAAAUUGCUUCCCAGAAUUUCUAUCAUAUUCAUCACUGGUGUACUUACACCCGCUACUAAUCUGAUAAAAUACAUAGAAGCGUGUUACAUUGAGGCAGAAACAAAAUGCUCAGUGAUCAACUUUGUACUAGCUUAUUAACUGUCAAGGUUAGAAGACGAAUCUCGGCCUCUUGAUCGUCCCUGCCCCAUUUUUUGCCCGAUGACGUGAAGAAAUGGAGAAAUGCUGAAAGUUAAGUGUUUCCUCUUCUGUUGGCUCUUCUUACUCUUACUACUGCUACCAGUUUCCUCCUAGAGCUUUGAUUCUGUUGUUCUCAGCUUGUAACUCUUCCCCUUACAGUGCUAAGCAAAGCUCACACCUUCAUUAUGGUUAUACUGUCAAAGGUUAGUGAUUGGUGCUGGUCUGGGAGUCCACUAUACAGCACAUUCUUAACUUUGCCUGCCUUUUUCUAACAAGAAAGGCCACUUUUGGCAACUAAUCUCAGAUGGGCAGGUGAAGGUAAAAUAUUACCAAAUACUCAAGUCUCUUUUCCACUAGUCGGUCACCCAGUUCCAUUGCUUUUUGUUUGUAAUGUCUUAACUUCAAAUUUCUUACCUCAGAUGUCCCACUUUUCUUCCUGUGCUGUCUUAUCUUGUACCCAAGCAGAACAUAUGCCAAGAGUUCCUUGCCUUUAGCAGUUUCUGUUAAAACAUCAAGUAAACUCUUUCCUCUUUUAUUUAUUUAUUAAUCUGAAAGAACCCAGUAAGUCCUUUCUCUAGCUCUGGGUAUAGUGUCAAUAAAGGUGAAAGUAAGAACUUA